This is a messenger RNA of Onthophagus taurus, 1513 nucleotides long. Its product is annotated as ionotropic receptor 75a-like. NCBI's taxonomy places the organism in Eukaryota, Metazoa, Arthropoda, Insecta, Coleoptera, Scarabaeidae. Gene Ontology annotation, molecular function: protein binding. The record is from RefSeq and is a predicted model, not a curated record.
AUUCAUUUAAUAAUGCUUAAUAUUUUAUCAGCAUUUUGUCAACAAGGUGUAACGAUUAACAGUAAAUUAACCACAAUUCGCUCCCUUUUAUUUACUUUGUUAGUAUUUACUUUUUUAUGGUACAAUUAUUACACAUCGAGUAUAGUCUCAUUGCUACUUAACAACAAACCAGAAACGUUUAAAGAUAUCGAAUCCGUUAUUGAUAGCGAUUUAACAGUAGGAAUUGAGAAUAUAGCGUUUAAAAGAAUUCUGAACGCUACAAAUCACCCAACUUUACGGCGAAUGCAAGAACUUGCUGAUAAAAACGAUUCAAAAGUUGACUUUUAUCCCCAAGAAGUGGGAAUAAGUAAAAUUAAAAAUGUAGGAUUUUCUUAUUUCGCCGAAUCAAUAAGUGCGUAUAAUUAUAUAGGUAAACAAUUUGUUAAUGAUGAAAUUUGCAAUUUAAACGAAGUGGAAACAUUGAGACCGACGAUGAUUUAUUUAGUUGCAAAAAAACGGGGACCUUUUAACGAAUUAUUAUCAAUUACAUACAGAAGAUUUGUUCAAUACGGAUUAGUUAGUAGACAAAAUAAGAUAUUUUGCGACGAGAAACCGCUCUGUUUACAAAAUAAACGUUUCAUCCAAAUUGGAAUAGAACAAGUUGCACCCGCUUUUAUUAUAUUAAUAUUUGGAUAUUUACUGAGUAUUAUCAUAUUUUUAUUAGAAAAAAUCAUUUAUUGAUUUCACUACAAAAGUUUAUCGUUACAAAGAAUCGCGAAUCCUACUGAUCAAAGGCACCGAUUUCUCUUGGGUCCCACUAUUUUAUGGGUACUGUGUCGACAAAAGCUUCAGCGACAAAUAAAUAAAUAAUGAACAGUUUGGGUAUUCACACAGGUUUCAAGAAAUUCGAUGAACUCAAAGCCGAAGACGUGCAAUAUAAAUUUAAAAUUAACUGUGAAAUUGUGUAAGGAUUGAUAUGACAUUAAUUUAACAAGAGAUCAUUUGAAAUUUACACGAACUAUCCUCUCAAUUUAACUCGUCCAAAUUAUUUUCCUUGAAAAUGCAAAAUUCUCACUCUAGAAGACUAGAUAUACUGCUAGCACAAAACUAGAUAUUGAUACAAGUUUAAUUUGUCUUUAUAUCAGACUAGGUAUGGCGCACAGAAGUCUAGAUACUACUUGUAGGAGCCUAGAUACUGGUAGUGAAAACCUAGAAAUUCUAAUAGAAGACUAGGUACUGCUGGCAAAGAACUAUAUACUGUUCUUAGUAGACUAGAUAUGAUGAAUAGAAGAUUGGAUACUGCUUGUGAAUGAUUUCCUACUAUUUGCAAAAGACUACACUGUUGCGAGCACUACUUGCAACGUAGAUAUACUAAAUAUUGCUGGCAGAAAACUAUAUUUCAAUAAAUAACAAAAUCUUUCUCUUCUAAGACUAACCACCGCUGGCAGAAGACUAGAUACUGCUAAUUGAAGAGUAGAUACUACUAAUAAAAUCCUAUAUAUUGCGUUUUUUUAAGAAAACCACGUUUGUAGAA